Molecule: messenger RNA, 3960 nt
Organism: Panicum hallii
Lineage: Eukaryota; Viridiplantae; Streptophyta; Magnoliopsida; Poales; Poaceae
Product: disease resistance protein RPM1-like
Exons: 3
Coding region: 145-3657 (1170 amino acids)
Biological process (GO): defense response to other organism
Molecular function (GO): ADP binding
Source: RefSeq, a predicted model, not a curated record
CCACUUUCCCCGGCCUGUUCUUCCUUUCCUCAUCGUCUUCCCCCGCUUGUGCCAUUUCCAUAUCUCUUGCGACCAUCACCUAAGGGCUAAGGCUAGUGGUUUUGAUCACCUUGAAGCAAGGCGGAGAAGAUUGUGGUAGCAACAAUGGAGGGUGCAUGCCUGUACGCACUGAAAUCCGCAUGCAGUUGCCUGGUAAGCCAGGCCGCAUCAUCUGCUGCCAAGGAGAUGGCUUUGCAAGAAGGCGUGAAAGGUGACGCCAAGUUCUUGGCCGAAGAGCUCGAUGAGAUGAACGAGUUCCUCGCAGAUGUGGGCAGGGACGAGGCCGGUGUGCUGGUGGAACAAGGCGGCUAUGUGGAGGACAUGGCUUUCGUCAAGAAGAUCCAGGACAUGGCGUGCGACAUCGAGGACUGCCUCCGGGAUCUGGCCCCACAUCGGGAGAGGCCGUCCAAGUGGAGGCUCCCGUUGGAAUCUCUGGCGUCGCGGCACACCGUCGCCGCUGAGCUCAAGGACUUGGUGUCCCAGGUUGACCGCGUGAGCCAGAGAAGGGAGCGCUAUCGACGUGCCCGUGAGAGGGCGCUGAGGAAGCCGACGACGCCCGGGCCGGCAGAGGAGGAGGCACGGCCUGUCGUGCCGGAAAUUGACUGGAAGGUGGAUGUCGGCGAGCUGAUUGCACGGGCAGACGAAUCACUAAUGGUGAUCUCAGUCUGGCUGAUGAAAGACCGCGUCAGCGAAAGGGCAAUUUCCCUCGUCGGCGAGGUCUACGACGCCGCCAUGGACUUCCAGCGCCGUGCAUGGGUCACGGCGACCCACCCCAUCGGCCUCACUGAGUUCCUCCGGGCCUUGGCGAGGCAGUUCCUUGGAAAUGAUCCGGCGACGUCGCAGGGCGCACUCGGUGUCCUGACGGACACCGAGACCAUGGGGGCGGAGCAGCUGAUGGCGGUGGUAGCGCGGCACCUCGAGGAAAGGCGGUACCUGGUCGUGGUCGAAGGCGUGUGCACGAGGCCGGAGUGGGACUGGAUCAAGCUCAUCUUCCCGGAUGACAGGAACGGCAGCAGGAUCAUGGUGACAUCUCGGAGAGCAGAUGUGGCGAGGCAUUGCGCGGAGGGAUCAAGCAGAUCGUUCAAUCUUGAACGAGUUCCAGAUGGUGAUGCAAGGCUUUACGUCUCAUCCGACAAGGGUGCCACCACUGGUCGUGGAUUUAGUGAGGUUAUAAAAGUAAAGCCGUACUCGGAGUUCGUUGGCAGGGAUAAGGAGGUUGAAGAACUGACAAGAUGCAUAUCUCUGAAUGAAUCGGAGUGCGCGUCACUCUCAGUGUAUGGAGCUAGUGGUAUCGGAAAGAGCACCCUUGUCAGAAAUGUCUACAAUAGCACAACAGUACUUAGGAUAUUCCAAAGGAGAGCCUGGGUCGCAAUGGUGCAUCCCUUCAACAAGGAGGAGUUCCUGCGAGACACAAUUUCACAGUUCAAGGCAUACCGAGUUCAGGAGUCCAAAAGUGGUAUCAAGAACAAGUCAUCUGAUGACUUGGUAACAGAGGUUUGUCAGCUCAUGGGGGACGGGAGGUCUCUGCUAGUUGUUGAUGGGCUGUCAGCAGAAGAAGAAUGGGAUCAAAUCAAGUCGUGCUUAUGGCCAAAUAGUGGUAGCUGCACUGCCAUCGUUACGACAGCGAGUGCCGCUGUUGCUAGACAUUGUUCAGAGAAUAGAAGCAGCUUGAUGUACAAGCUGAGACCUCUUAAUCGCGCCGCUGCCCAUCAGUUAUUCUAUCAGAAGGUAUUCAGGCGUGACAGACUAAUUGAAUUAUGUAAACCGAUGGUUGAUCAUGCUAAUCUCAUCAUACAAAAAUGUGAUGGGAACCUUCGGGCAAUCAACAUUAUAAGUGGGCUUCUAGCCACCAAAACUCGAACAUCUACAGAGUGGGAGAAGCUGCUAAACCGUUUUGAUUCGGAGUUAAAGAACAACCCUGACCUUGGGGUUACCAAUGCAGCAGCAAAAUUGAGCUAUGAUGAUUUACCAUCCCACAUGAAAUAUUUGGCCCAAUACCUUAGCGUUUUCCCCCGAAGCUACAACAUAAUGCUCAGAAGAUUGGCAAAAGCAUGGCUAGCAGAAACCUACAUGAGGAAGACGAGAGGAGACAAUGCUGAAUUUGAGGGUAUCUUUGAUGCCCUUGUUACGAGAAGUAUGGUUCAUCCAUUGAAGCGAGCAGAGAUAACAAGCGGAAGAAUAAAUGGCUGCCAUGUUGACGAUGUGUUUCGACAACACUUGUUUUCAGAAGCAAAGUCGAGGGGCUUUAUCAACAUCCUAGAUGAGCACAUGGUGAACAAAAUUUCACAAAUCAGGCACCUAGUUGUUACAAGUGGCUGGACAAGAGAUGAUGAUCAGUUCAAGAGAUUGGACCUCUCCUGUGCUCGAUCACUGACAGUUUUGGGGAAGUGGAGUUCUUGUUUCAUUUCACCAAGCAUGAAGUUGCUAAGGGUGCUGGACUUGGAAGAAACUGAAGGUCUGGUGGAGCAUCAUGACCUUGAGCAUAUCGGGGAGUUCCGGCAUCUCAAGUAUCUGGGUCUAAGGAACACUGGCAUUGCACAUCUACCCAAAUCCUUGGGCAAAUUGCAUGGUCUUGAGGAAUUGGAUAUCCGGGGCACUUACAUUGCUAAGCUGCCAUCUACAUUCAUCCAUCUUACAAGCCUGUGCCAUCUCCAUGGUGGUACGAUGGCCGCAUGCAAUUCUCAGCAAGAGUUUGACAGUGAAAUGACUGGAGAUUGUCCUGGGCUUCUCAAAAAUGCUGUUUCGUCUGCUUUCUGCAUGUGUUUGCUAUGUCUACGUCAGAGGCACAAACCAUAUGGUGUGCGCGUCCCAAAGAAGAUAGGGGAACUGAAGUCUCUUCUGACAAUGGGAACCAUUGAUGCAGCAGGGACCCGAACUGUUAUGAAGGAGGUACAGAAACUUGCACAGCUACGAAAGUUGGGCGUGAUGGGCAUUACCAAGCUUAACAGCAAGCAUCUCUGCUCAACCCUUGAACAUCUGCACCAUCUGCGAUCAUUGAUGGUUCACUCUGAUGAUUCACUCGGCAGUUUAGACACUGUCACCUCACCCCCACACUGCCUUGAAACACUGAAACUGUAUGGCAAUCUCGGUACGCUCCCGAGGUGGACCAAGACACUCCAUAGCCUCCUCAAGCUUUGCCUGAGGUCCACGCUACUGGAUGGGGACGCUGUACAGAUCAUCGCUAGGCUACCCAAGUUGAUCGUGCUACGCCUGCUGGCUAAAUCGCUCGUGGUGGAGGAGAUAGCAUUUCCAAGUGGCGCGUUCCCGAAGCUGGAGCUGCUGCAGCUUGAUCAGUUAGAAAAUCUCAUGACAUUAUCUACUCAAGGAAGAGCAUUGCCAAACCUGGAGAUAUUGCAAGUCUAUAGGUGCAGCUUUCUGAGCGAGGAUAGUUUGCGUCUAUUUCACGACCUACCGAGGAUAAAAAUGGUGUUGAUGGAUGGUACGCUUGUUCAGAGACAACCAAACCGACGAUUCAGGUAUACUCUGGACUUGAAGAAGGAAGAGGAGGAGGAACGGAUAAGACAACGAAUUAGAGCUCAGGUAGGUACUAUGCGAGCUGCAUCCCGCUUCCUGGAAGGAGCAAAAGCAGACAGAUCCGAGAUUGACAUAAGGGAAUAAGCUGGAGCAAGAAGAACCGCACGUCCUCCAACAGAAUAGCUAUUUAUCGCCGGCACUUGGCGAUGGCGAUGGAUGGGCAGUGUGGCGUUGCAGAGUGGUGGUCCUUGUGUAGUUCCGUGUGGGUUGUUCUUGCUUGGGAGAUAUGGCUAUGUCGUGCGGGGCGGGUUGAUGUCUCAAUUUGAUUGAGGGAUAUUCUAUUGUUAGGUUCGUUGUUUCGGUUGUUGUUGUUGCUCGAUCAGGUAGGUUGGGCCGCGUCACUCUGUUACUUUGUUCAGUCUAGAUUUCAUCUUAUUUUUAAUAUAA